AUGGGCCAACGGGCAAUAAUCAGCAUGCUGCUGAUGCUUGUCCUCAUGAUGGGGGUCAUGUUCCUGACCUAUGACCCAAUGGGCUACGCCGAACAAAGCGACGCUGAGCCGCGGGCUAUCCUUGCAACGUCCAAUGGAGGUGAUGCACCUCAGACCAUGGCUCACAAUCGAAAUCCCACGAAUGGCGUGCCCAUCAAACGCGAGUCGCGACUUUCAACGAGCCACCCCACAGCUGUGCCUCGUCGAGAGGCCGCGCUUAGCAUCUCAGACGAACUUGCCUCACUUCGCACACGGCCCGCUGCACGCGAAACGCAAGCCCCUGCUCGUGACGAAGACGACCAAGAAGCCCAUGGCGACGAUGAUGAUGAUAAUGACCAAGACGACGCGCAAGCCGGAGACGAUGCCCAGGCCGAGGGGAAUGGUGCGCGCAAUGACGAGGACGAGCCAGCCUCGCCCUCGUCUCUUGCGGGCACUACCUAUUCUUCAUCGGCGUGCCCCUUGAUUGAUUACACUGUUUCCAAGACCCCGACUGGCGUGCAGAUUCGCCUGCGACAGCCUUCAACUGACCCACUUGCCUCUGCAGCCGCCGCCGUGGUCUUUGGCACCAUGAUCACCGGCAAGGAUGCACAACACGAGUAUCUGGCGCACAAGUCGGUGCAGUCCUUUUUCAACCAGACCCACAAACUCAAGGUGUUGGUUGUUGUAAACGAUUCACCACUUUAUCGCAUCUCCGCCCGCAACUACCCUUGCCUCGUGGAAUUGCACGUGCCGCCGGGAAAACACAGCUUGGGUGAACUGCGCAACACAGGCAUCAAUGCCAUUCCCACCGACGCCUUUUGGGUACAAUGGGACGAUGACGACUGGCAUGCGCCUGAUUGCGUGGCGGCGCAGCUUCAGGAGAUGAUCAAGCAAAAGGCCGCCGUCGUUCUCAUGACCGCUCAAUAUCGCUAUUUUCUUGACAUGAACAGCAGCUACACUUUUGGCCUGCCUCGUGGCAUCAAGGGUACGCUGCUUGUCCACAAGACUGCGACAGCAGCUUCGGCACAGUACCCUGCCUUGGCCCAGCGGGAGGACUCUGUUUACCUCGCCCGCUUGCGCGAACGCAAGCUCAAGGUCGUGGCCUGGAAGAACGACCCCGGGCUAUACUUUCGACUAUUUCAUGGUGCCAACACGUGGGGGUCCCGACACUACAUGAUGCACAAACUGCCUGGCCGGCAUUGCUGGACCUUGGUUGCCUACAACCGUCAUUGCGCUCAAAUGAUCGCGCCCUCUCGCCAAGGCGUGGACAGGGAAGAAGCGCGUCGUCUCAGCAGCAGCCACCCAGUCAUUUCAAAGUCGAGCAUUGUUUUUUUCUUGUUCUCUCUCCCUCUCUCUCUCAAACUCUCAAACUCUCUCAAACUCUCUCAAACUCUCUCUCCAAACUCUCAAACUCUCUCUAUCAAACUCUCAAACUCUCUCUCUCUCUCUCUCUCUCUCUCUCUCUCUCUCUCUCUCAAACUCUCAAACUCUCAAACUCUCUCUCUCUCUCUCUCUCUCUCUCUCAAACUCUCUCAAACUCUCUCAAACUCUCUCAAACUUUCUCUCAAACUCUCUCAAACUCUCAAACUCUCAAACUCUCAGACGCUCAACUCUCAAACUCUCAAACUCUCUCAAACUCUCUCAAACUCUCUCUCCAAACUCUCAAACUCUCUCUAUCAAACUCUCAAACUCUCUCUCAAACUCUCGCUCUCAAGUCUCUCAAACUCUCUCUCUCAAGUCUCUCAGACUCUCUCUCUCUCACUCUCACUCACUCACUCUCUCUCUCUCUCUCUCAUUCUCUUUGUGCUCUCAAAGUUCAAAGUCACAGUUGACACGUCUUUCCUUUUUGGGUAA
This is a messenger RNA of Monosiga brevicollis MX1, 1872 nucleotides long. RefSeq lists its product as uncharacterized. Lineage: Eukaryota; Choanoflagellata; Craspedida; Salpingoecidae. The record is from RefSeq and is a predicted model, not a curated record. Bases 1 to 1872 code for a protein of 623 amino acids. The transcript is spliced from 5 exons.